Phaeoacremonium minimum UCRPA7 is the source of this 867-nucleotide messenger RNA. RefSeq lists its product as hypothetical. The transcript has a single exon. Bases 1 to 867 code for a protein of 288 amino acids. Lineage: Eukaryota; Fungi; Ascomycota; Sordariomycetes; Togniniales; Togniniaceae. The record is from RefSeq and is a predicted model, not a curated record.
AUGUCCCAUGUCCCAUGUCCCAUGAUGUCCGACGCGUGGUUCGCCGAGAAGCUCGCGCCUGACGGCGACACGAUAGACGGCUGCCACCCCCAGCAGGCACAGGCGCUGAAGCAGUACCUGCGCGAGGAGAUGAGCGCCCAGUCAGCCGCCCGCGCCAUCACACAGCCCGUCCUAGAGGCUGAGAACCCAGUGGAGAGCCUACAGUCCUUCUGGGGCUUUCUGGUCGAUGCCCUGAUCGAGCUACCUUCCAGACACACCGGUGGACUAGUCACACUGCUCCAGGCGGUCCAAGACCUUCCUGAGCCUGAUACAACAGCACCAGGAUGCGAGAAGCUCAGGCGUAAGAAGCUCUGGCGUGAGCUGCCGGGAUUUGGCCACCAAUAUGCCGACGCUCACCAGUGGCAGGACUGCCGCAAACUCUACACCACAGCGGCGGCAGCAACAGACAACUUGGAGCAGAAGCGCCUGCAAGACUACAACACCAAGAAGGCCAAGGUCGAAGCUCAUCUGGUGGAGGCAGGGCUCCUCCCCAUCGACUGGGGGUACGAGACGGUGGCAGAUGCGCUGGAGGCAAGCAGCGCCGUGCUCGACCUCGAGGUGCCUGCAGCGGCAGAGUGGCUCGUCAUCCUGGGCCCGCGCUUCCGCGCAGGUGCCGCCAAGGGGGAGCAGAGCUGGGCCCUGGCGAGGCAGAGAGACCUCUGGAAGGGCGGCGGCGGCUCGAUGACGCGAGAGCGCUACUCUUUCUGGGCCGAGCGGCUAGGCAGCCUCAGCCUGCAGGCGUGUGAAGCUGCCACGCUUCGUGCUGCGGCGGCGGCAAGGGAGGCAAUGUGGCGGCAGCAAGGAGAAGGAGAGCGGGGUCAGCAGUAG